AGAUAAGGAAGCAGCUGAGAUCUGACAUUUGUUUGUUUAUCAGUGCUGAAGUGUCAGUUUACCCGUAAACAUGGUGCGUCCGGGAACGUAUUCACCGCUGAAAGAUAAAAAUAACAUUGCUCUCACGAAGAAAAUGAAGCCAGUGAUAGAAGAUGCUUCGAGUGUGGAUGCCAAUGGCCUGGAUGGAGGCUGCGACGAUGCUGUCGCAGAGGAGGGGGACCUUGAGCUGUGGGACUCCCGGUACAUGCUCCGCGGGGACCAACACAGUGCGGACGGAGCCUUUGGUAACUCCAGGUGGGGUCCCCGCGGUUGGUGCAGACCUUCCUGCAUUCCUAUCACCAUCAUCCUUAUCCUCAUAGUACUGGUUGUGCUGCUGCCUCUUCUAGACCACCAGAAUAGUCACCACGGAAAAGGUGGCAGCUCAUCUAACUCGUCUGUCUGUGAAGACUCCUGCAGGUUCACUCUAGUGGAAAGUAUACCAGAAGGACUAACUUACCCUCCUGGUUCAACACCUCACCCUUCUACGUAUCAGACUUGGAUGACAAUGAUAGAGAAUGCUGAAAAUUCAAUAGAAAUUGCCUCAUUUUACUGGACGUUAAGAGGAUCGGACAUCUAUAAACACCCUUCGGCGUGGCAGGGAGAAGAUGUGUUCAAAGCUCUAAUGGAAGCAGGUGCUAAUAGAAGUAUUACUCUGAGGAUUGCACAAAAUUUUCCAAAUCCAAAACAGCCAAACUUGGACACUGAAGAUCUCAUAAGGCAUGGAGCUGCUGAGGUGCGAAGUGUUAACUUCCCUCGUCUUGUGGGCGGUGGUGUGCUGCACACUAAACUUUGGAUUGUGGACCGGAAACAUGUGUACAUAGGUAGUGCAAACAUGGACUGGAGAUCACUUACACAGGUGAAAGAGCUUGGUGCGGCAAUCUACAACUGCAGUUGCUUAGCUGCCGACUUUGGGAAGAUCUUUGAUAUAUACUGGUUCCUGGGUUUACCAGAGUCUGAAAUCCCUGGUGAAUGGCCUGACAUUUUUGACACUGCAUACAAUAUCUUUCAUCCAAUGAGUGUCCCAUUUAAUGGCACAGAGGCACUCACUUAUGUUGGAAGUUCACCACCCUCUUUCUGCCCAGAUGGUCGUUCAACAGAUUUAUUAACUAUUCAGGAAGUCAUCAGAACAGCUGAAAAAUUUAUUUAUAUUUCUGUUAUGGAUUAUCUUCCACUCAUCAUCUAUGAACCAAAAGUACAGCUGUGGCAAGUCAUUGAUGACGCUCUGAGAGAAGCUGCAGUCAACCGCCGUGUGGAGAUAAGGUUGCUGAUCAGUGAGUGGAACAGCACAAAGCCGUCGAUGGAUUACUUCCUGCGAUCUCUGGCUGCCAUUAGCGGCUCUUACCAUGGUGUUACUGUUAGAGUGAAACACUUCAAGGUUUCGAGCACUGCUGAGCAGGCCAAAAUACCAUUUGCAAGAGUGAAUCACAAUAAGUAUAUGGUGACUGACAACACAGCCUAUAUUGGUACAUCAAACUGGUCUGGGGAUUACUUCACAAAAACUGGUGGUGUUGGGCUUGUUGUGAGAGACAAUGCCACAGAAGCCUCUUCACCUGAAUCAAAGAGCAGCAUCCGUGGGCAGCUUCAGGCAAUAUUUGAAAGAGACUGGAGUUCUCGUUAUUCAACUCCAAUUAAUUUGUCUGAUUAAAUGACCUUUAAUAAGGUCAAACUUAUUCUUUCAGUAAUGGAGAAAAAUACGCUGCCAGCUUCCUUCCAGUGCUUCAGAAUGUGAUGAGAGCUGCAUCUUGCAUAAAAGCUUAUUUAUAUUUAUCAUCAGUGUCGCCAGAGUGCAAAUUUGGGUGAUCGUCUUUCAUUUUUACCGUAAACCAACAGACCUCAACAAAUUAUUACAGGCAAAAGCUCUUAUUACUUCAUACCACUUAUUAGGAUAUCUGAACAAUAAGUAUUCUAGUUGUUAGCAGUUUUGGCCAUCUCAUGUGGGUCACAGUGCCUGCGUCUCAGUUGCAACGAAACCAAAAUGAAAGCUAUAAAUGGCACUCCCCUUUGAUUAAGGUAGAAAUGUUAAGUGUUGAUAACAAUGAAGCAUUUGUGAUAUUUUAAGUGUUGCAUAGUGUUUGUGUGUGUGUGUGUGUGUGUGUGUGUGUGUGUGUGUGUGUGUGUGUGUUUUGGGGGAGGGGGUGCUUGAAUAAUUAAAGUUCACUUCACACUGUGAGACUAUACAGGUUAAUCUUCCUGCUUUCCUCUAAAAAUUGCCAGAGAUCAGUAUGUGUGUAUGUUUGACUUUUGUUUGGUGGGUGGGGGGACAGAAGGGGGGAGGAGUUGGCUACCCUACCAUUCUUGCCUCUCAUUUUAUGUGUUGUUGAGUAGUAUUUUUUAAUGCCAGCCGUAGCUGUGAUAUCUUUACAUUAUAAUAUUUUGUAUGUUGAGUGCCACUGUUUAUUGCAGUGGUGGUAGUGUUCUUUUUAUCAAAUAGCUUACAAUUAACUGGUUUAUAUUGUAAGUACUAUGUUGUACAGUCAUAGUGGGAAUGAUGUACAUUACAUGUGUUUAUAUUUGCGAUUUUUGUUUAAAUUUUUUUUUUUAAUCCUCACAUUGUGUUGCUGCUGUGCAGCAAUUCACUUUGCACUUGAGUCAUAAGCAUAGUUAUAAUUAUUUCUGACUCUUUUACUAUGACCAGAAUUAGUAAUUAAUUAUACUUCCUUUUUAUAUUUUUAACACUAUUUCAUAAAAUAAUAUGUAGACAAAAGUUUGAUUAAAUUCAUAGAUAAUUUACAUUGUGAAGGUAAAUAUACUGCCACUCUGCUUGCUUAUUAUGAGCAACUUUUACAGCCUGAUUCAAAAUGGUGUUCAAUAAAUUAUAGUGUGCUAAUGUGUGAUUACUUGUCAGUGUGAUAAGUCUGUGUCUGAAAUCGAGCUCCACAAACUACGAUGAGCUUUUCUUCAUUUUCAUCUUAACGUUAUGGGUACUUUCAGGCAAUAUUGAGGGAAGUUCUUAUCUGUUGACUAAAUUAAUGGUGUCAUGGUGCUUCGUUGAAAUCAAUUUAAAGUCUUAUGUUUUAAAUAUGAACUUUCCUCUAAUUAUUGCUAUUUAUUAAACUAGGACUAAAGUGUAAUCCAUAUAUGUGGUAACCUUCAUUAACACUUUAAAUGACAGAAUAGGUUUUUUUCACAUAAUGAUGAAAUGCGUAAUUUCUGGGGAUAACAAUGUAUAACCCUUCUCAAUUUAUUAUGUAUUUUUAAAUCUACCAAUAGAUAAGGGUUCUAAAUAUUUGCCAAAGAAUCCGGAGAAGAAGAAUGGUUAUACAUGAUAAUUCAAGUUGUUUAGCAAUGGCAUAAGUUUGACACUGAAAAAUAAAUUUUAUUGCCUAGACUGUCUUAGCAGAUUGCAAGCACCCUGUAAGUUCAUUAGUGAUUAACAGGAAUUGACUUGUCAUACAACAAUGUAGUAAAUAAUAAGGAGCAAAAGCUUACUGUCAACUGAAUGUAACUAUGGAGGUGAUUGUGUAAGGUUGUCACAAGAAAGGAACAUUUGAUUCAUAUGACAGGGU
Schistocerca cancellata (South American locust) is the source of this 3545-nucleotide messenger RNA. Its product is annotated as 5'-3' exonuclease PLD3-like. Gene Ontology annotation, molecular function: catalytic activity. Lineage: Eukaryota; Metazoa; Arthropoda; Insecta; Orthoptera; Acrididae. The record is from RefSeq and is a predicted model, not a curated record. The coding region runs from base 71 to 1684 and encodes 537 amino acids. The transcript has 12 exons.